UUUCGGUAAGAGCAGUUGAGUCUGUUGUCAGUGAUCGCUGUCACUCGGGACGUGUCACGAUGGCGGAAAAUAUGUCUCUACUGGGUCUCGAGGACGAGUUGACGUGCAGCAUCUGUUUAUGUCUAUUCGACAACCCGGUGAGUUUAAUCUGUGGACACAGUUUCUGCGCCAACUGUCUCGAAGCGACAUGGAACGACAGGAUAUCUUCUCUAUCCUGCCCUCAGUGCCGAAUGGUGUUCCCUAGCAAACCUGAAUUAAAGAAGAACACCGUCCUCAGCGCGGUGCUGGAAGCCUAUAGAAUAAAAGCUGGUGUCUCUGAACCCGUCAAGGAACAUUUUGAGGUGAAAAAGAAAGAUCCUGAUGCGAUCAAAUGUGACAACUGUAUGGAAGCCAAAGCGGUCAAAACUUGUCUGACAUGUAUGGCGUCUUACUGUGAGGAUCACGUCAGGCCUCACCGGGAGAAUGCCAUUUUUCGGGCGCAUCAACUUUCUGAUCCGCUGCCAGAUCUGAUGGAGCGUCUCUGUUCAAGCCAUGGCAAGCUGAUGGAGUUCUACUGCAAUCAGCACCAGAGUUGCAUUUGCAGUACCUGUCUGCAAGACAUGCAUAAAGGCUGUGAGUUUAUCACCGCAGAUGAGCGGCGCUUCAAACAAAAGACUGACCUGACUGACAAGCUCAACAUCCUUGAAGUCAAAACUGACAAGAAUCAGCAAGUUAUCACACAGAUGAAGGAGCAACAAGGCAAAUUAAAGGACCUAGCUGCAACCCGCAAACGUAUUCUUGAGGCAGAAUACAGGCAGAUCAGAGAAAUUAUUGACAGAGAUGAGAAAGAAGCCAUGCUUGCUAUCAAUAAAGAACAGGAGAAAGGUCAGAGCAAACUGGUCUCCUUGAUGAAGAAAUUUAAUGAGAACGUCGAGAAGAUGAAUAGGACCAAAUCUGAGAUCAACAGUCUGCUGGACCAGUCGCAGUCACUAGCAUUUUUAAAGGCCUCUGUGGAUUUGCCCUCGGUGGUAAAUUUUGAGCCCUAUAACCCUCGCAUGAGUGUGGAAAGUAAAGAGGUGAUAGGUUAUCAUUCCUCUGCAGUUGCACUGAAGGAGUGGAUCACCAAAUUAAUGGAGCAGCCAACAGAAAAUAGAAUCUUUCUGCUUAAACCAGAGUUUGAGAAAUCAGUUCUUGGUACAGGUCUAGUAAACCAAUUCCCAGGAAUCCCAAGUGAGAUUCCUGCCCUCCUGCCAAAUCCAAGAGACAUAUCACACAUAAGAUCUCCCAGUCCAGGCCGCGGCCCCAAAGCCAAGCCUUCAGGAGCUAAACAGAAAAAUUCCAACAAGGGUGCUAAUAAAGAUAAUAAAGAUCAGAAGGAUCACAAAGAACAUAAAGACCAGAGGCCAAACAAGUCUAGGAAUCCCUCUAAAGGACCAAAUCCAGUUUUCUCCAAAAGCAUGGAAAACUUGCUUGACAUCACACCUAGAACUGUAGACAUACCUGACAUAAAUUCACCUGCUAGUUCACUAGCUGUCCAAAACUGGGUUAAGAGAAGUGACCUUCUUAAAUAUGGCACUAUCCUCAAUUUUGAUGUCAGAACAGCUCACAAGCGGAUCUCCCUGUCUGAAAACAACACCAAAGCGACAGUCUCGGACAACCCAGCUCAUUAUCCAGAUAUUCCCCUUCGCUUUUCUGUCUGUUCCCAGGUGCUCUGCACAAAGGGUUUCUCUCAGGGCCGUCAUUAUUGGGAGAUCAAAAUGAGCAGUAACAACUUCUGCGGAUUGGGACUUGCAUAUGGAAGAAUUGACCGCAAGGGUCCCUCUAGCCGUCUGGGGCGUAAUGCAGAUUCCUGGUGUGUGGAGUGGUUUAAUGUGAAGCUUUCUGCAUGGCACAACAGCAUCGAGACGGUGUUGCAAAAUCCCAAUUCAAGCCGUGUGGGCAUCUUGCUGGACUGUGAUCAGGGAAGUGCAACAUUCUAUACUGUGCAGGACCGGGCAUACCCCUUUCACACAUUUGUCUUUCCUUUCACUGAGGCUGUGUAUCCAGCUUUCUGGAUCUUCUCAAAUGGUUCUUGUGUGUCUUUGUGCAAGCUCAGCAACUGAGAAUAUAUGAGUUGAACUGAUAUUAAUUUGUGUUUUGUUUAUCUUUGGAACACAAAUGAAGAUAUGUUUAAUAUUCUCUCAUCUUUUUGUCCAUGCAGUAAUAGUCACAACCAGAAUGUUCAAGUUUCAUGUUUUGUGAAAGCUUUAUGAAAUCUUUGAAGGAUUUUCAAUGGAUGGGCAAAAAUGAUUAUGGUAUAUUAAAAUAUCUUCAAAGAAUAUUCAUUUGUGACCCUGGACCACAAAACCAGUCCUAAGAAGCAGAGGUAUAUUUGUAGCAAUAGUCAAAAAUACAUUGUAUGGGCCAAAAUUAUAGAUUUUUCUUUUAUGCCCAAAAUCAUUAGGAAAUUAAGUAAAGAUUAUGUUCCAUUAAGAUACUUUGUACAUUUCUUACCGGAAAUAUAUCAAAAUAUAAUUUUUUAUUUUUUUGCACCCUCAGAUUCCAGAUAUUAAAAUAGGCUACUCGACCAAAUAUUGUCCUGUCAUAACAAACCAUACAUCAAUGGAAAGCUUAUUUAUUCAGCUUUCAUGAUGUAUAGAUCUCAGGUUCAAAAAACUGACACUUAAGACUGGUUUUGUGGUCCAUGGUCAUAUUUAUGGGGUUUAAUCAAGCCAGGUUUGAUGCAUGUAAUCUUUUUAACACCAAUUUAGGUCUGUUGUGAUUGUACAGAAUGCAUAAAGUAGUCUUUUAAUCUAUCUUAAUCUAUUUAAUAAAUGUCUAAAGUAAUGUUGACCAAAAAAAAAAAAAUAGAUUGACGGACAGAUGAUAUUUAAAGGCUAAUCCAGUCCAACUUUCAUUAAAUAAUAAACCUCAACAAAGUCAAGGGGUUUGUAUUGCAUUUGCAGUAAGGACUGUUAUCCUAUUAUAUGGCUACUUACCAAAUAAAAGGAAAUUAAAUGUUGAUUUAGACCAGAGGUAGACAACGUCAGUCCUGGAUUACCGAUAUCCUGCUGAGUUUAGCUCCAACCCCUAAUAAAACACACCUGAACAAGCUAAUCAAGGUCUUCAGGGUUAUUAGGGCUGAGACAGGUGAGUUUUUCUCAGGGUUGGAGCUAAACUCUGCAGGAUAUCGGCACUCCAGGACCGACGUUGCCUACCCCUAGUUUAGACUUAAAUUAUUUAGGUGAGAAGAACAAGACUGGAAAGUGAAACAAGAUAUACAGGCACAGCUAUGCUGAAAAUUUUUCAAUUGAAAAUAGCGCAAGAAAACAGUCAAUUUAAUAGUUUAGUGGUCAUUUUGCAAAAAUAUUUGACUUUGAAUGAUUGCUACGACUGACCAAAAUCAAGAGCUGUGUAGUAAAUGGUAUUGUGUCACUGAUCCAGAAAGGGAGAAAUUCAGUGUACUGUACAUAUGUGGUUUGCAAAUGUGAGAUGUUAUAUACGCUUAAUUUGUUCUCUGAAUUCUGUUAUUUUUCCAGAUGUUAGUUGUGAGUUGGUUUAAGUGUUUAACUUCAUCACAUGAUCAUGCUUGACAUUUGUUGGUUUUAUCACAUGAGCAAAGUCCAUUAGCAGUGAGGUACAGUUGUCUUGGUACCUGAUCAAAGUGUCCUGGCUGAGUGCAGUCAGUUUUUAAGCAUGUGCAUUUCUGUCAAACCAACAAGUGUUAAAUGUGUGUUAAAAAUGAAACAUUCAGCACAAGUAGCCAUGUGUUAUUUGUAAAUCAAACCGUUAUUACAAAUAUAAAAUGUUGUGUGGUCAUUCUAUCAGCUGAAUAGAUAUUGGGAAACACUUAGAUAACAAAAUAAUUGUCUGUAAUAGUCUGUUUAAAUCAAAUACAGUUGACAUUUAUAUUAAUAUAGCUCUCCAUGUAUGAGUAAAAGUAGUCCAUUUCCUUUAAUACUAACAUAUUUAAAAUGUGACUUUUUUUCUUCCUAAAACAAAAUAAAAACAGGCCCACUUUGCACUAAGGAAAUGCCAUAUCAAUCUAAACAUAUAGCUCAGAAAGUUUAAUAGUAAGGAAGUAUUAUUUAAAAAAUCUACAUGAAAAUAUUUUACAUUUUUGAUUACAAUGAUAGCAAUGAAUUACACCAAUAAUGAUACCAAAAAGCAUGACAUGACAAUAUAAAUAUAAUACUGUUAUCUAAAUGUAUUAUUCUUUCUCUCUCAUCUUCUGUUGUAUUUACAUUUGUGACACUGUUAUGGGGUGACUUAUUCUUGUUUCUUUAAUGGUGAUUGUUAAUUUGUGCAGCUCAUAUUGUUUUCAGUGCUGAACAAUAAAAAUUUCAAAAAAUAAUAAAAAAAUAAACCAAG
Messenger RNA from Labeo rohita (rohu), 4329 nucleotides. RefSeq names its product tripartite motif containing 25 (gene trim25). Lineage: Eukaryota; Metazoa; Chordata; Actinopteri; Cypriniformes; Cyprinidae. The transcript has 11 exons. Bases 60 to 2081 code for a protein of 673 amino acids. Gene Ontology annotation, molecular function: protein binding; zinc ion binding. The record is from RefSeq and is a predicted model, not a curated record.